CAAGACUUGAAACAUUCACCAAAGGCAAGAAGAACAACCAAAAAGGAAAAUGGCCAAGAAAAUGAUGGCAGUGUUUUUGAUGUGCAUUGUGGUGGUAGCUGCUUUGCAAUUUGCCACUGCCAAUGAGGAUGAAGUGACCAAAUAUGAAGCCAAAUUUGAUGCCAAAUACAAGUCUUGCUAUGAAACUUGUGAGAAGGAAUGCCUAGCAAAUGGCAGUGGCCAAAGCUUCUGUGAAGUUAAAUGUGAUGAAGAUUGUGAUGAAAAAGAAGUUGCUGAUAAACUACACAUCAAAUUGCAUUGAAUAACUAGGAACCGAAGGAAGAAGAUCCCUCGAGAAGGAUCAAGUAAUAAUAUUGUAUCAAAAUCAAACUUAUAAUAUGAUUUGAAUAUCAAAAUUUAUAAAGUUCUUGUUCUUUGGUGAUAUUGAUAUGUGAAUCGACCAUUGUCAAAAUAAAAUAUAUUUACAAUUUUUUAUAGAUUGUUGAUCACUCUCCUA
Molecule: messenger RNA, 496 nt
Organism: Benincasa hispida (wax gourd)
Lineage: Eukaryota; Viridiplantae; Streptophyta; Magnoliopsida; Cucurbitales; Cucurbitaceae
Source: RefSeq, a predicted model, not a curated record